This is a messenger RNA of Peniophora sp. CBMAI 1063, 402 nucleotides long. Lineage: Eukaryota; Fungi; Basidiomycota; Agaricomycetes; Russulales; Peniophoraceae. The record is from the annotation of a GenBank genome assembly.
AUGGUCGCGGAAGAUACCCCACAAUUCAAGGAGGCAGUGCGUCAAGAGGAGCAGCGUCUACGGCUGCUUCACCCGACUCCAGACUCAAUACCGUCAUGCAUGUCACUCUUUGACGACCUUAUCUCUUGCAACACCGUUGGACGACAAUUUCGCUCGCUCUACCGGUUUGGCGAGAUGGCGCAUUGUAGUGGCAAGUACACGGAUUGGAAGUUCUGUCUGAGCGUGAAGGGUCUGCACGAGGAACAACGCAGGGACGCAUGGACACGCAACCGUGCGGAGUGGUGGGCACGGAGGAGGUUAGGCGCGAGUAGUGAGAGUGUGUGGGACCUUCGGAGUGAAAAGUUACAAGACUAUCCAAAGGCCGUUGCUUUCGACAAGGCGCCUGAUACUUUCUUUGAAUAG